Molecule: messenger RNA, 2787 nt
Organism: Coregonus clupeaformis (lake whitefish)
Lineage: Eukaryota; Metazoa; Chordata; Actinopteri; Salmoniformes; Salmonidae
Product: carbonic anhydrase 5B, mitochondrial
Exons: 7
Coding region: 490-1437 (315 amino acids)
Cellular component (GO): cytoplasm; mitochondrion
Molecular function (GO): zinc ion binding; carbonate dehydratase activity
Source: RefSeq, a predicted model, not a curated record
UAAAGCUGAUUGGUCGGGAUGGGAAUCUUGCGACCCCCACUCAGCUACCUCUUCGUACUUACGUUGCUUUGUAAAUACAUUUACAAACAAUCUGUUAUUUUCGUUGAUGCGGCGCGUGAAAUAGUUGUAGGUAGCUAAAUUCGAUGGGUGCGGUGUUCAAGUAAGAUCACGCAUCAACAGGACUUGUGAAAAGCUGUAAAACCGGGUGGAAUUUACUGUCAGUUCGUGAAUGUUUAAUCCUGUGAAAACCUGCCCAUUUUGUUGCUACCAGUCAAGCGAGAGAGACCAGCCAGCCAACCGACAAUGUGGAAGACAAGGGGUCCUAAAAAAGCAACACCCCGUUAAGUGAAAACAGCUAUGAAACCAACCCGUAAAACCUAGGGGGACGAGGAACAGUUGACUUGACGUUUUGUCUUACCUGAACGGAUAAAUAACAUUCAACUUUGACUCUCGCAACCUUCGAGUAGCGUAUUCGGAGAACCAGAGAUAAUGGUGGCUCUCUCAUCGAUUUUAACGCCACUUGCUCGGCAUCUGCACAGACAUCUCAUCAAGCAAACUAAAGGUCAACGUUUGAUACCUGUGAGAAGAUGCAACCUCACUGUAUGUUCAAGCAAAUAUGUGCUUUCAGCCUUGCAUCCGAUGUGGCAGGGACCACUCGUUGCUCCUGGGGGUAACAGACAAUCUCCUAUUGAUAUUCGGGUGCGCAAGAGCGUCUUUGAUCCGCACCUCAAGCCGCUGACCCCGGAUUACGACCCCAGGACGUGUUCACAGAUAUGGAACAACGGGUACUCAUUCCUGGUUGAGUACGACGACACCACCGACAAAUCCACACUUAAAGGGGGUCCUCUGGAGGAUAACUUCCGGCUGUGUCAGUUCCACUUCCAUUGGGGGGAGAGCAACGCAUGGGGCUCAGAGCAUACAGUGGACCGCCGCCUCUUCCCUGCUGAGCUCCACAUGGUGCACUGGAACUCUAAUAAAUACAGCCGGUUUGAGGAAGCUGUGAUGGAGGAGAAUGGACUGGCUGUUAUCGGGGUCUUCCUCAAGAUAGGGAAGAGACACAAAGGACUGCAGAAACUAGUGGAUGCCCUACCUGCUGUCAGACACAAGGACAGUGUUGUUGAGUUCACUAGGUUCGACCCAGCCUGCCUACUGCCUACUAACAUUGACGACUACUGGACGUAUGCAGGGUCACUUACCACUCCUCCUCUGACUGAGGCAGUGACCUGGAUUAUCAUGAAGCAGCACAUCGAAGUCAGCCAUGACCAGCUGGCAGUGUUUCGGAGCCUGCUCUUCACCUCAGCAGAGGAGGAGGUGCAGAAGAGCAUGGUCAACAACUUCCGCGUGCAGCAGCCCCUGAGGGGUCGCACUGUGCGGUCCUCUUUUACCCCCUUCCUGCAGCAGGAGCCACCUGCAAAAGGUCCACACACAGGCCACUGACCGGUACACACAGACUCACUAGGACCCUUCAAACAAAAAUUAUGCAAUUACCCUGGGAAGCAAAUUUUUGGGUCUAACAAAGUCUUACGUUUUACUCUACAUAAGUCAUACUGCUGGCAUCUUCUUUCCAAACGCUUUCACUUAAAUGACAGGGAUUUUAGAAUUCCAAUGUCAUCAUCUUAAGCUGUGGUAUUCAAAGUCAGGGUCGUGACCCCAAGUUAGGUUGUGUGGGAACUGCUGUGGGUUGGGAGAAAAAAAUGGGUAACAAAAAAUGAAGAAUACAGAUUAUUUUAUGGGACAAUAUAAAAAUGUUUUUGAGAAAGAUAAUUUGAAAAAUACAAUUUUGAGUAAGUGUAUUUGUUGGUUUCUUUCAUUUUGAUAAGAGAUAAAAAUGUAAUGAAUUGAAGGUUAUUUGUUGACGUAAAAAUCGAAAUGUAUCUUUUUUAAGGUCGUGUCAUUAGAUCUGGGGUGGGGUCGCGAGAAAUUCUUGCAAAAAAAAGGGGGUCCCCGCUGAAAAAGUCUGAAUACCUAUGAUCUAAAGGCUUUUUUUGUUGACAUCUGUCUCACUGCCUGCUGUCCUGUCAAUAAGUGAACGUCAUCAUCAACACAUGGCAGGUGUAUUGCUGUAGUCGAUGCUAACAGAUUUUUGAAACUCCUGUGUCUUAGGUAAAUCAGGUUAGGGAGUUUUUUUAUGAAUGCUCUGAAUGUUUUUAAGUUGUAAACCUUAUUUAUUCACUCCUUAUUAACAGUCAAACUUGACACGCUUCCAGAAACCAAUGAUUGAUGCUGCUGGAAUACUUUUAUAUACUAUCAACACUUAUUAUGUAAACUAAGCAUAUGUAUAUCACCCUCUUGUGGAAAGAGUACUUCUACAGUAAAUUUUAUUCUUCCUUGACAAAGUAUUUGAGGUGAAGGGGCACCAUAUAUGAAUGGGGGUUUAGUUUGAAGGUUUAAGCUCUAAACUUGUUUACAGCAUACAGCCGAAGAGAUUUAGUUCAUUGUAUUUAGGCCUAGCUAAGGCUCCAAACUGCACAAAUGAUUGUUGCUCAUUGCUGUUAAAUAUGUUUUUAGGUGAUGAUUGGCAUUUGUAAUGGAUUUUAAUACAUAGUGUUGAGUAGACUAGAAUGUACAUCUCACUAUCUGUAACUUAGAGGUAAAAUUAAUAAUAUGUGCAGGAUCUACAGCUUCAUAAUGCCUUAUAAGCACAGGGAAACCAGGGCAUUUGUUACAACUAAUAUCACUAUUUUGUUGAAUUCUAUAGCAAACAUUGACCUUUUUAACAUGAGUGUCUAAGAUUAUUUUUGUCCUGUAAUCAAAUUGUUCUGUUGUACUAAACAGGAAUCUACCAUA